This is a messenger RNA of Petromyzon marinus (sea lamprey), 3591 nucleotides long. RefSeq names its product ras-related protein Rab-3D-like. The record is from RefSeq and is a predicted model, not a curated record. NCBI's taxonomy places the organism in Eukaryota, Metazoa, Chordata, Hyperoartia, Petromyzontiformes, Petromyzontidae. Gene Ontology annotation, molecular function: GTP binding; GTPase activity.
UGGGCAGGUGAGUGGCAGGGGAGGACGGAGGAGACCAGCAAGUGACGGCCAUUGCCGCCACUGCUUCUACAAUUCCCGCCCAAAAUUUUGAAUCUCCCGCCGAGAUUCGGGGAGCUUCCGCCGGGAGCCAGGAGCAUCAUGGGACUGGCGUCACUUCUGGCCGCGGCCCGCACCAAUCUGCGGUCGCCGCGUCAUCGGUGGUGCGUCCGCUGCAAGGGGCCGCCAUUUUUUUGGCUGACGGUGGCGCGGUUCCCGCCAAAAGUGACGGGGAACAUCUACCUGUGGGAUGCAUGCCGGCCAUCCACCCAUGACUGCCCGUCCUCAAAUAAUUCUCGGCGGUGGGCGGCGACUGUGUGGCCUUUCAACACGGCGGGAUGGACAGAGGAAGAGGCGCUGCGGGCACUCCCGGCCGCUCUGGACGACAACGCCCGAACUGCCCUCAUCACAAUUCCAUGAGAGGAGCGGUCUACAUUGCAGCGGGCGUUGCAACACUUGGCCGACAUUUACGGCCCACCAUUGGACACUCGACACCGGUUCGCCGCUCGGAGGAAACUCCCCUCAGUUUAACACGGAAGGUCUGAGGGUGGAAGUCUGGAUGGCGUCCGAUUCACUGGUGACAAGAAGGAACUAUUCCAAGUAAAGUAGGUGUUGGUGAGGCAGUGCCUGACCAGCGUAGAAGAGAUGCCGCGACUCUAAGAUGGCCUCAGCUGCUGACCCCAAGCAGCAAGCUCGAGGAGGAGGUGGUGGUGGAGGUGGUGGUGGAGGGGGUGCUGGUGAACUAAUAGCUGUAGGCGAUGCUGGAGGUGGAGCUGGAGGGGUGGAGCAGCCUUUCGACCUGAUGUUCAAGCUGCUGAUCAUAGGCAACAGCGGGGUGGGGAAGACGUCGCUGCUGUUCCGCUAUGCGGAGGACUCUUUCACGGCCGCCUUCGUCUCCACAGUGGGCAUCGACUUUAAGGUGAAGACGCUGAGACGCAGCGGCAAGACCAUCAAACUCCAGAUCUGGGAUACCGCGGGUCAAGAGCGUUACCGCACCAUCACCACUGCCUACUACCGCGGCGCUAUGGGGUUCCUGCUGGUGUACGACAUCACCAGCCAGGAGUCCUUCACAGCCAUCACCGAUUGGGCGACUCAGAUCACCGCCUACUCCUGGGACAGCACUCGGGUGAUCGUUGUUGGCAACAAAUGCGACCUGGAGCCGGAGCGAGUGGUGGCGACCGACACGGGCAAGCGACUGGCAGAGCAACUCGGCUUCGGCUUCCGUGAGACGAGCUCCAAGGAGAACCUCGGCGUGGCCGAGACCUUCGACGCACUCGUGGACCUUAUCUGCGAGAGACUCCCCUCCGCCUCGUCGGACAACGCCGGCCGGGGGGACGCCCCUGUGAUCCUGGCGGGAGGGGCCCACGCUCAGCAGGCUUGCUCCUGCUGAGAUGCCGCUCUCGGCCUUGCCCACACCACCGCAUCGACAGAACUGCCAUCGCGGCGUGCGUAGUGACUCACUGACUCACCAAGUCACUCGCACAGCCUUGCUCAGACCACCGGCUCAACAGAACUGUCAUCGGGUGUGGUGAUUUGCUGACUUACCCACUUACACCCAAAGUCACUCGCACAGCCUUGCCCACACCACCGCAUCGACAGAACUGCCAUCACGACAUGCAUGUAGGGAAUCACUAAGUCAGUCACUUGCACAGCCUUGUACACACAACCGAAUCGACAGAACUGUCAUGGUGUGUGGCCACUCGCUGACUUAUCCACUCACCCACUCAGCCUUGUCCAGACCAACGGCCUAGACAGAAUUUCCAUCACAGCAUGUGUGUGGCAGCUCACUCACUAAGUCACUCACACUCACUAAGUCUCUCGCACAGCCUUGCCAACACCACCGCAUCGACAGAACUGCCACGCCAUGUGGUGACUUACAAACUCACCACCGGCACUACAGAACUACCGUCGCGUAUGACGACUCGCUGACUUACCCACUCACUCACUAAGGCACUUAGAGAGCCUUGCCCAGACCACCAGAUUGAUAGAACUGUCAUCACGGAGUGGGUGUGAGUUUGUGAUUCCACACUUGCCAAAUCACUCACACAGCCUUGUCCAGACCAUCGGCUCGGAUGAACUUCCAUCGUGUGUGGUGACUUACAAAUGGCACUGACUCGCUGACUCUUCCAUAACACCGAGUCACUCGCACACAUUUUUGUGUGUUAGUUGUCCUUUCCCCGCACCUCUGAUUGUGUUAUCACGGUUGGCCACGUACGGUGCGAAAGAAGUUCAAUGUACAUACAAACUACUAUACACUACAUAUUAUACACUACUACACACUACACUAUACACUACUAUUCACUAGAAUACUAUACACUACACCACUAUAAACUAUUAUUCAUUACACUACUAUACACUACACUAAUAUACACUUUCCACAACAUUACUACAGUGAAAACUCUUCUCUUUAGAACUACUUCUUGUGUUAAUUUUUUUUGUCCUUCCCCCGCACCUCCGAUUAGCACGAUUGGCUACAUACGGUGCGAAAUAAAUUCAACAUACACACAUACAACUGUAGACUAUACACUACAUUAUACACUUACUACACUUUACAAUAUGGGCAGUCCUCGGGUUACGAACCCAAGUCGGUUCGUAAGUCGGAACAAAAUAAUGCACUAUUUUUAAAUGCCCAGAUGGUCAGUGUUAUGAAAUGUGUUACGGUUCAACAAAAAUGGAAGCAUCGUUAAAAUCAUAAUUAGGAAGAUAUGUUAUACAUUUGCAGGUAACACCGUAAAAAACAUUACUGUACAGUAAGUAAAACAUAACAUUAAGUCACGUAAAUACAUAUAUUUUUUAUUUUCACUUACCUUGAGUCCUGAUGCUAGCUUGUAGUCGGAAGGGGGGCAAUGAGGCACCACAAUUGCGCACACACACACAGACAAUGGGCACACACACAGACAAGGGGCACACACAGAGACACACAGACACCCCAACGACAACGAACUCCCAUGUAGCCUUAACAGGCUGUCGAGACGAAUGCUGUUAGCGAGCAACGCCUAUGAAGGCCGGCACUGUGAUACACGAGGUCAGUGGCCAGCGCCACGCCCGGCUGCCUUUGUCUCCCCUGCGGCGAUGUUUACACCGCACCCGCUAUUCCUUUGAAGCUGAAUCAACCGAGUGGAGGCCCAAGACUGGUUCAGAUGAACGUCACAGGUGUUGAUCGUGAGUGACAAUUGUCUGAUGCCACAGCAUCGAGGCCACUCUGCCGGCGCCGCCCCCCUGCAUCCACGAAAACUGCACCCUGUCCCCAAAACACCCCCACCCCCCCUCUUCCCCACGAUUGAAUACACUCACAAGUAGUGUCCUCAUUGGGGAUCACCUGGGUCUACCAGUUGGGUUUUACUUCGAGGAUUCCUCCGAGGAAUGUCCACCGGUGUCCUGGCUCGACCCAACAGGGCAGUUUACAUUGAAGCGCCCCUGAAUUGGAUUGACAGUGGUACGGCACACAAAAAAGGGGCUGUUAAUAAAUGACGUCACGCACCUGGGGGAGGUUAGACAUUUGUGACGAGUGACGAGGGGGGGGGGUUUGAGAAAUGUGACGUCACAUCAAUAUGC